CCAACUGUAUUUACCACAAUAAUUAUGUUUAUUGUUCUGACUCCAGUUAAUUAAUUACCUCGGAACAAUAUUAAUGAAUAAACUACAUUUAUUAUUUGAAUGCAAUACUUGAAAAUUAAUUAAUUUAAAAAUAAAUUCAAUAAAUCUGAUGCGUUUCUAAAGUUUUCUCAUGGCAAUAUUGACUGGAGUAAGUUGCUUGCCAUACGUCAUAAAAAAUAUGGGACCGGAUAUAGAUUUGCAAUCGUACGCUCUUAUAUCGCCAAUUCUGACGAUAGAUAAGGCAGUGUAUUACUGAAUGAACCGUUUUACGAGAAAUGUUUUUACUGAUAAACCUUAUCGAGAGAGAUAACAAAUGCACUUGAAAGAGAUGUAUAUAUGAGAUGAUUUAAAGUGUGCAAUUUGUAGUGAGACGUGCAAAGUGAACUGGUUAGUGUGUCUUUGGAACCGGCAAUAUCGAAAUGGAAAAUAUGGAAUCGUCCCAAUCUGUGAUCCAGCCAGCAAAUCAAUUGGAUGCGAGAUCAACAAAUGUAACUAUAACUACUUCUGCAUUGGACGGCUCAACAACGCCUUCGCCUGUAAGUUCAUCAAAAAGCGUAGCAAUAGAAAUAGACGAUCAUUACGAUGUAAGCCAUCCAAAGCACGGAAUAGCGCUUGUCAUCAACCAAAUGAAUUUUAGUAACAUGAGCCCACGAGAUGGUAGUGACAUAGAUUGUAAUAGUAUAAGUUCGGUGUUGAAAACAAUCGGUUUUGAUGUGCGCGUGAUCGAGGAUCUAAAAAGAAAGAAGCUUCUUGCCAUGCUAAAAACGAUUGCUAGUGAAGAUCAUUCGCAGAACAACUGUCUGGUAGUGGUGGUACUGACGCACGGAAAAGAGAAAAAUCGCUUAUACGCAAACGAUAAGUCCUACAAAGUGAGUAAACUGUGGGAACCAUUUGUCGGUGAUGCGUGUCCAUCGUUGGUUGGAAAACCGAAGCUAUUUUUCAUACAAGCUUGUAGAGGCAAAAAGCUGGAUAUUGGUUCACGGGUAAAACGUAUGAUUAAGGAACCGAUCCAAGUACCGAUAAAUUAUGUCAUACCUGCUAUGGCCGAUCUGCUGGUGAUGUACUCUACGUGUGAUGGGUAUUACGCGUGGCGCAACACGGAUAAGGGAUCUUGGUUCAUUCAAUCGCUGAGCAACGAGCUUGGCGUGAAUGCUUAUCGCCUGGAGUUGUUGCACAUUCUUACUGCCGUUUCGCGAAGGGUUGCAUAUCAGUAUCAAUCGAACGUUCCCAGAAGCUUAACACUUGAUGCAAAGAAACAGAUGCCGUGCAUAGUGUCAAUGCUCACGAAGCUGUUAUAUUUUCCAACACAAAAACCCCAACCGGACUGUUCCUUGCUAACAAGGACUGAUAAUUCUGGCGAAUAAUAUUAUUCAUCCGGCGUGAUGAAAAAUAAAUUUAGUAAGUCAAUUAUACUUACUACUAAAUUAAGCCUAAUAGAUCGCAACAUCAAACAGAAGAAGUAGUAGAAAAAAUAGAAUCACACAAAUAGUUGCUAUUACUGAAAUAAUGCUUUGUUCGAAUAAAACAUGUGCUGAUUGUUUUUUUUUU
This is a messenger RNA of Anopheles funestus (African malaria mosquito), 1587 nucleotides long. Its product is annotated as caspase-3-like. NCBI's taxonomy places the organism in Eukaryota, Metazoa, Arthropoda, Insecta, Diptera, Culicidae. The transcript is spliced from 2 exons. The record is from RefSeq and is a predicted model, not a curated record. Gene Ontology annotation, molecular function: cysteine-type endopeptidase activity. The coding region runs from base 459 to 1403 and encodes 314 amino acids. Gene Ontology annotation, biological process: proteolysis.